AUGCUCAACACCACUCAUCCGCCCAUUCUCCCACCUGAGAUACUCAUUCUCAUAUUCCAAAAUCUCCAAGAAGCCGGAUCUAUGAAGACAUUAUCCUCGUUCAGACAGGUCUCCAAAUCCUCUUAUUCCCUAGCAUCUCCUAUACUCGUGUCAUCGAGCGAGGUACCAGUCUCCCACCUGAUCAACCUGUAUAAUCACCACCGCUCAUUCGACACCUACGAAACAGAGGCUAUCGAAACAGAUCUCAGCUUCUCAAGUUCCGGUCAUGUGAAAAGGAAAUUAUACGAUCUGUCACUGAUAAAGAACCUGACAUUGGUGAAGUAUCCUAUGCAAGGUAGGCUGGCGAACAUCACAGCCCCGAGUACUUGCAUCCGGACGGAAACAGAUGAAAGAACGAGUAACAAUCUCUUCAAGGUAACUCAUACAAAGCUCCCCUUACUACCUCGACUUACCGAGCUCACAUUCACUUCCUUCAUCCUGCAAGAUAUCGCGUUGCACCUCUCUUCCAAGUCCUGUGGGGGCAACGGAGACUCGUUACCUGAGACAGUCUCCUUUUUGGUCAAUCUGGAUCACUCAGCCAACCAACUACGUACGAUCAGAUUUAGAUACCCUUCUAGAAUACUGGACCAACGAGACAUGGAUUUAACUGGAAGACUUGCUGAGUCUAUCCGAUCCCUCAUUGCUCUUUUCCCAUCUAUCGAAGAGAUCUAUAUCGAGAAUGUGCAUCUUCAACCACUACUACUUCCCGCCCCGAGGAAAGGGUUGAAUAAGGUCGUGGUAGAAUUUAGUAGACAUGCAAAAUGUCCGGAUAUGGGUGGAGUUGUAUUUCAACAAAGGAAGGAACAGCUGCGUGAAGCUCUGGUGGAUCUGACCCAUCACACGGGAGCUAUUUCAGAUGUUCUCGAAGAGAUACUUGAGUCAGAGACCACAAAGUACGAGUUCCGAGACGCGAUUGGCACGAUACCCCAAUGGGAUGGUGCGAUGAAUACAGAGACUCAAGCGAAAGAGCUAGAAGAUAUGCUUAAACGCAGUACGGAGGAGGAACACACAACCAAAUCAGCUCACUGGAGGAUCAACGGUUUAUUCGAUCUGGUGGAAAGGGUGUCAUGA
Molecule: messenger RNA, 1110 nt
Organism: Kwoniella botswanensis
Lineage: Eukaryota; Fungi; Basidiomycota; Tremellomycetes; Tremellales; Cryptococcaceae
Exons: 1
Coding region: 1-1110 (369 amino acids)
Source: RefSeq, a predicted model, not a curated record